Messenger RNA from Sphenostylis stenocarpa, 2151 nucleotides. Lineage: Eukaryota; Viridiplantae; Streptophyta; Magnoliopsida; Fabales; Fabaceae. The record is from the annotation of a GenBank genome assembly.
AUGGCGGUUUCCACGAUAGCCUUGUACGCAAGUCCACCGAGCAGCGUGUGUUCUACGCCGCACCCUUGCCAGAUCAACGCUCACGCUUCCUACGAGUUCGAAUUGGGGUCACGAUCUUCGUCUCCGGCGGCGUCGUCGGCUCCGGCGUCGACGUCGCAGAAGCCGGUGAUGGGUGGCCUCUCGUGCCUCUUCUCGUCUCCGGCACCGGCGGUGAAACACACGCCGUUAUCGUCGAGUUUUACUGGGGAGGAGGACGAUUUGAAGGAGUUGGGCAGUUCCUUCUCGUAUUCUCCGAGCAAGUUUGGAGGGUCUUCGUGGAAGAGGGAUCAGAGUCCUGUGUCGGUUUUUCAUGGUCCUGUUUCGUGUAGUAGUAGCAGCAGAAGUUCCAUUAGUUCUACUUCUGCGAGAAGUAUCAGGGGUGGGACUAGUGGGUUGUUUCAUGGGUUUGUGAGGAAUGCGUUGGGGUCUUGUUUGGAUUAUGACUUAGAUGCCGGUGAUUCUUCUGCAGCGCUUGUGGAUGAGUUGACCUUUAAUUUAGAGGAUAAUUUCGUGGAGGGUGGGUUUCAUUUUGAACCCUAUGCUAAAAAGUUACUGCUGGGGGCGCAGUUGAGACACAAGAUCUUCUGUGAGGAGUUUGUCAUCAAGGCCUUUUGUGAAGCUGAGAAGGCACACAGAGGGCAGAUGCGGGCUAGUGGGGAUCCUUACUUGCAGCAUUGUUUGGAGACUGCUGUGUUGCUGGCUUUGAUUGGUGCCAAUUCAACUGUUGUGGCGGCGGGGCUCUUGCAUGACACGCUGGAUGAUGCUUUUCUGACGUAUGAUUAUAUAUUUGGAACAUUUGGCGCUGGAGUUGCUGAUUUGGUUGAAGGGGUAUCUAAACUGAGCCACUUAAGCAAGCUGGCUCGAGAAAAUAAUACAGCUUGCAAGUCAGUUGAAGCAGAUCGCUUGCAUACUAUGUUCCUUGCCAUGGCAGAUGCAAGAGCUGUCCUCAUUAAAUUGGCAGAUCGAUUACAUAAUAUGAUGACAUUAGAUGCGUUGCCAGUGACCAAGCGACAGAGGUUUGCGAAGGAGACUCUGGAGAUUUUUGCACCACUGGCCAAUCGCUUAGGAAUUUCUAGUUGGAAAGAACAAUUAGAAAAUUUGUGUUUUAAGCAUCUCAACCCAAGCCAGCACGAGGAGCUUUCAUCAAAGCUUGUGGAGUCGUACGAUGAUGCAAUGAUUACUUCUGCAAUAGAGAGAUUAGAGCAAGCUCUUAAAGAUGAAGGCAUAUCUUAUAAUGUCAUUUCUGGGCGGCAUAAGAGCUUGUAUAGCAUUUAUUGCAAGAUGUUGAAGAAGAAACUUACCAUUGAUGAUAUCCAUGACAUUUAUGGGCUGCGCUUGAUUGUUGACAAGGAAGAAGACUGUUAUAAAGCCUUAACAACUGUUCAUCGGUUGUGGUCUGAGGUACCUGGAAAGCUCAAAGAUUAUAUAGGUCGCCCCAAGUUCAAUGGAUAUCAAUCUCUGCAUACGGUGGUGAUGAUGGGUGAAAGCAAGGUUCCCCUUGAAGUUCAAAUUCGAACAAAAGAUAUGCAUUUGCAAGCAGAGUUUGGAUUUGCUGCUCACUGGAGAUACAAGGAAGAUGAUUGCCAGCAUUCUUCAUUUGUGCUUCAGAUGGUGGAGUGGGCUCGAUGGGUGGUCACCUGGCAGUGCGAAGCAAUGAGUAGAGAUUGUUCAUCUGUUGGAUAUGCUGAUUCAGUCAAGCUCCCAUGCAAGUUCCCUUCCCAUGCUGCUGAUUGCCCAUAUUCUUAUAGGCCUGAUUGUGGUCAGAAUGGGCCCGUGUUUGUUAUUAUGAUCGAGAAUGACAAGAUGUCUGUUCAAGAAUUCAGUGCAAACUCAACCAUAUUGGAUUUGUUGGAAAGAGCUGGGCGCGCAAGCUCCAGGUUGACAACAUAUAGGUUCCCAUUGAAGGAAGAGUUGAGGCCAAGGCUGAAUCACAAGCCUGUGAGUGAUCCCAAUAGCAAGUUGAAGAUGGGAGAUGUUAUUGAACUUACACCAGCCAUACCUGACAAGUAUCUUACAGAAUACAGGGAAGAAAUCCAGCGUAUGUAUGAUCGAGGGCUAACCGUAUCAAGCAUGGGAACUUCUACAAACACCAUGGUUGGCUCAAGAAGUUGA